GACAUUUGGCAUAAUUCAUUCUUUAGCGUAAAGUACACAUUUUUCAUUUCUAAACAAAAUACAAAAGAAUUUCCUUAAAUUUUGCCAUUUAACUCACAAAAUAAUUCGCAAAUUCAUCACAAUAUCAAUUAACUAUCAAUUAAAAUCAAAAAGAAGAAGAAUUGCUCCACAAAAGUGCAUCAGACAAAUUGGGUUUUGAGAAAAUGACUGAAGUAAUGGAUCGAAUAGCACACUAUACCAGAGAAUUCUUCAAAUGUUACCUCUGUAACAAAAUCUUUGCCGAUGGCGAUGAGCCAUGGCAUAUGUUUGAAAAACGACUCACUGAAAAUGGCCAAAGUCACACUUCUCUAGCUGCGAUUCUUUCCUCGGCGCUGGGAAAGGAUUUGGAGGAGCACAGUGUCCAUUCGAAAUUAAUUUGUGAUGAAUGUAAUCUCAUCCUAUUGGAAUAUGAACGAAUCGAAAAGAGUUUCUAUCAUUUUCGUGUGAAAAUUCUCAACGACUACAAUCACACGGCCAAGGAAAAUAAUUUCGAACCAAUAUGGUUUGAGAUUGGUAACAUCGAUGAUAGUGUUCAGAUGAUGCAAUUGCAGGAAGGGGAUGAUGGCAAUCUCACCAAUGAAACUCAAACACUGCAACCCCCGCAGCAACAAGGAGUAGUAGAAGAAGAAGCAGAAGGACAUGAUGAAGAAGAUUUCACUCAUGAAAUGAAACCAGCAAUUGUUGAGGGUUUAAUUGCUCAUAUUCCGAUAAUGGACAGUCAAGAAAUCUCUAAUUUGGUGAUUGAAGAGAAAGGCGAACAAGAGUACGAAGAAAUCCUGCCAGAUGAUGUUAUUGUUCAGGAAUUAGAUGCCACAGAAACUAUUUUAAUUGGAAAUCCUGAGGAGGAUUUAGAAAGUGGAGAAGCGCUGCCGGUGGUUUAUGACGAGAAGAAUAAUUUGCAUGUAAUUGCUGAAGAAAUCCCAUAUGAGCAAAUAAUUGAGCAAACUUCUGUAAUAAGUUACGACAACAGUAUCGAUGAUGUCCAUGAAUCUGCAAUUGAUUACAAUAGCAGCAAUGAUGAUAAUCCUCCAAUAAUCCCAGAAGAUGUACCAAUUUCAAUAAAAAAACAAAAACGUAAUAAUCGAUCGAUUAAACGUGAACAACAAGACCAACAAUCGACAGAUCAACAACAACUAGGCCUAGAAUUUGUAUUCACUGGAGCUGUAUAUUUGUGUGCAUUAUGCCCGGAGCAAACCGAACACGAACCUAUGCUGUUUUCAAAUCAUUUGAAAACUGUCCACAAUUAUAAAUUCUACGUCUGUGAUAUUUGCUAUAAGGGAUUCCAUAAACGUAACGAAGUAAGCGAGCAUAUGGACGAAUUUCAUGCGAGUGGAGCCGAAGAGGGGGAAUUCCAUUGUGAUAAUUGUAUGCGGGUCUUUUUGAAUCUUCGUCAAUUCCGAAUACACAAACGCCUGCAUUACACGUCGACCAAGCAGCACGAGUGUUCGGAGUGUCAUAAGAAGUACAGUUCAAAGAAUCUGCUCGACGAGCAUAUGAACAUGCAUACAGGCAAGCGACCCUUCAAAUGCGCCUCGUGCAGUAAGGAUUUCGCCUCGAAAUACACGCUGCAGGCUCACAUGAAAAUCCAUACGAAGCGACCGAGGCCGUAUAGUUGUGAUAAGUGCGAUAAGUCGUUUUUGAAUCAGCAAAACCUAGUUCAGCAUGCGAAACUGCAUUUGGGACUGAAGACGUUUAUAUGUGAGGUGUGUCAGAAGGCGUUCGGGACGCAGCAUAAUUUGGACGUUCAUAAGAUUGUGCAUUCGGGCAAUAAGCCGUUUAUAUGUCGGACGUGUGGUAAGGGCUUCGCCCGACGAGCUGAGAUUAGGGAUCAUGAGAGGACGCACACUGGCGAGAGGCCGUUCAAGUGUGAUUUGUGUACUCUGGCCUUUGCCCAACGAUCCAAUUUGAUGACACACAAAAAAGCCACCCAUUUAAACGACAAGAAACACAAGUGCAACCUGUGUGACAGAUCCUUUAAGCGGCGACGUUUGUUGGAAUACCAUACCCAGUCGGCUCACACCGGAGAACGACCGCACAAGUGUGAGGUGUGCAGUGCCACAUUCGUCUAUCCGGAGCAUUUCAAAAAGCACAUGCGAAUUCAUAGUGGAGUGAAGCCAUAUGCUUGCGAAGUAUGCGGGAAGAUGUUCAAUAGCCGUGACAAUCGUAAUGCCCAUCGAUUCAUCCAUAGCGAGAAGAAACCCUACGAAUGUCUGGAAUGUGGUAUGGGGUUCAUGCGGAAACCACUGCUUUUGUCCCAUAUGAAACAUACGAAGCAUGUGAAUGACACAAUUAUUGUGAAUCAACCGCAAAUAAGCCACAAAGGAGUGCUGGAAGUAUACAAAGAGACGACCGAUGAAGAGGAAGACGACUUAGUGCUGGAGACUACUCAUCAAGAGGGCGUUGGAGAAGCAGAAGAAGACGCCAACAUCGCCGAAGAAGAAGAAGAAGCUGGUUAUGAUGAAGUUGUGGCAUCGGAUACGAUUCUAGUUGAAGAUGGCGAUGGACAGUAUAUCAAGGAUGAAGAUGGGGAAGUUAAAUAUUUGCAAUUUGCUGAAAUGGAUAAAGAUGGACAAGCCACAUUUACUUGGGUUGACAUAGCCGAAGAUAAGGAAGACGAUAAUUAAGGAAAACGGAGUGGAAACUUUUUUUUAAAACAAAAAAAUGAGACUGAUAUUUCUAAGAAAUGUAUAUUUUAAUUGAAAGUCCUGAAUGACCUAACUAAGUCGAUGGAAAAAGAUAAUUCGAAGAUUUGUAACUGGAGAAAAAAUCCCCGGAAUUAACUCGAGUUUUGUGUUCAUUCAUCAAAUAAUUAAACAAUUUUCUUUAAAAAGUUAAAAUAAAAUUAAGAAAAGGAAAAUGUGUUUUAAGUUGCUUUGUAUUACUGCUUUGAUUUUCUUUACAAAAAGUAACUGUAAAUAUAUAUGU
Messenger RNA from Eupeodes corollae, 2964 nucleotides. Its product is annotated as zinc finger protein 502-like. The record is from RefSeq and is a predicted model, not a curated record. Gene Ontology annotation, molecular function: RNA polymerase II transcription regulatory region sequence-specific DNA binding; DNA-binding transcription factor activity, RNA polymerase II-specific. Gene Ontology annotation, cellular component: nucleus. The transcript is spliced from 5 exons. NCBI's taxonomy places the organism in Eukaryota, Metazoa, Arthropoda, Insecta, Diptera, Syrphidae. Gene Ontology annotation, biological process: regulation of transcription by RNA polymerase II. Bases 204 to 2663 code for a protein of 819 amino acids.